CCACACACAUUUCCUGGUGGUGCCGGUGGAGCAAAUGCUGGCCAGCCUUAUUCCACUUUUGGAAUUAUGAAGGUCUCCAUUCCUCAGCCACCUGGCAGACAGAGUGUGGAAGUCUACUACCCCUAUGACUUCGCUCAGCAAAAGAUAAUAAAAAGCAUCCCUCCGAUGACAAAUGCCCCUCAUGUCCUGAAUACAGUUUUUCCAUUUGAAUACCCUUUUCCACAUUUCCCCCAGCAAACCCUGAAUAAUCCAGCAUUUGAUGCCAGUCCUCUCCCGUCCCAGGACCCAAUGCAACCACUCCAGCAGGAUGAACCCAAGCAGCCAAACCAGAUGCCAACAAAAAUGACACUCUGGUACAUAAAUAGCUUCCAAGUUAGAGAUGAAGCAGAUUACCCUCAUUCUCCAAGUAGAGACAUAUUCAACUGCUCUCUGCACCAGGAAAAAGGAAGAGUCAUGGUGAAGCUGUUGGUGUUCAUGAUGUGUCUGCUGGCAACUACCUUGGCUGCCCCUGCUCCAGAUGAUGAAAACAAGGAGCAGGUUGCAGCACAUGCCAAUGCAGCCCUGAGGUGGAUGGAGAUGUACAGGCUGUACCAGCAGCAGAGACUACUUAGAAACCCUUUCCUUCCUGUUGGUAAUGCUCCUGUGCGUGCUACACCGGCCCAGCCAGAUAAUGUCCCCCGUCCAGCUCCUGUGCUUGUUGACGAUGCAUCAGAGGAGACUUAGGACGGGAAUCAUGCCCCCAAAGCUGCAGCACCUGCUGCUCCCGCUGCCCCCUAGAACUGACACAACUGCUACAUUGUAGUCAGCUUCCUCUUAAUACCAGCAAACAUUGAUCCUUUUGCUAGCACUAUUCACCUACCUAUCCUACUCACCUACUAAAGAGAUUUGAUGGUGUGCAUUUUACUUGUACUAGCAUUAAAAACAGGUAGGUGCACCACACAAGAAUGAAUGAGGUAUAGCAUGCUGAAAAUAGACCAAAUGAAAUAUGUAACGAUAUGAAAAAAAAGUUUGCAAUGGUCUUUGCACAACAAAACAAAGUGUGUUUUCAGUCCAAAAUUGGACAAUUCUAAAAGGUUUUUUCCCGUCUUUAAUCAAAGACAAUUAUGCAAUUGAAAUUCAGUUGAUUUGUCAUAUUUAAAAGAAAAUUGUGGUUAUGAGUAGCAUAUAACUGUGAUGUUCCCAGUUUGAAUCAGUUGAAAAACAUUUGUCUCCUUUCCCUCUAUGCUGUCAAUAGUUUUUUUUUUCAACAUAAAUAUUUGUGGGUGUUAAUUUAGGAAAAGCAUGUGUUACUAAUAUUACUAUAACACUAGGAUAGUGAAACUGAAGAAGCUAAUAGAGUUGUUGUUAAUUUUAUCAUUUACCCCUGUACUUUCCUGUCUCCCAUGAAAGAGUCCUGCACUAUUAAAUAAAAGCAAACAUGCAUUUAGAAAAAGUAGCUGGUGACAACUCCUGCUGCUCUUGUUAGGGUGAUUUUUAUUUUAUGCACUUAAGAAUGGUUUUA
Messenger RNA from Monopterus albus (swamp eel), 1501 nucleotides. RefSeq lists its product as uncharacterized. NCBI's taxonomy places the organism in Eukaryota, Metazoa, Chordata, Actinopteri, Synbranchiformes, Synbranchidae. The record is from RefSeq and is a predicted model, not a curated record. The coding region runs from base 67 to 723 and encodes 218 amino acids. The transcript is spliced from 14 exons.